Molecule: messenger RNA, 999 nt
Organism: Trichechus manatus latirostris (Florida manatee)
Lineage: Eukaryota; Metazoa; Chordata; Mammalia; Sirenia; Trichechidae
Gene: NEIL2
Product: nei like DNA glycosylase 2
Exons: 4
Coding region: 1-999 (332 amino acids)
Biological process (GO): base-excision repair
Molecular function (GO): DNA N-glycosylase activity; zinc ion binding; damaged DNA binding
Source: RefSeq, a predicted model, not a curated record
AUGCCAGAAGGUCCAUCUGUGAGGAAAUUUCACCAGUUGGUCUCCCCUUUUGUGGGGCAGCAGGUGGUCAAGACUGGGGGUAGCAGUAAGAAGCUGAACCUUACCCACCUGCAGUCCCUAUGGCUCCAGGACACCCAGGUCCAUGGAAAGAAGUUAUUCCUUAGAUUUCAUCCAGAUGAAGAAAUGAGGCCUCCUGGAAACAAUCCACUAUCAGAGCCUCUACGAAAAGGAGCUAGGAAGGAAAAGGCCAUGGACCAAACACAGACCUUGGGGCCUGAUGGAUCGAAAAUUUCUGACCAAUCCUUAAGGUCCACAGAGCUUGUUCCCAAUGGAGAAGAUAGUUCCGAUUGUUUAGGGGGAGAUGCUCCUGUAGGAGAUGUUGAGAGGUGGCUCCAUGUCAGCUUUGGUUUGUUUGGCAGCAUAUGGGUGAACAAAUUCUCCAGAGCCAAGAAAGCAAACAAGAGGGGUGACUGGAGGGAUCCUAUCCCAAGAUUGGUCCUGAACUUUGGUGGUGGUGGCUUCCUGGCAUUUUACAAUUGUCAGAUGUCUUGGAGCUCUUCCCCAGUGGUCAAACCCAACUCUGACAUCUUGUCUGAAAAGUUUCAUCGAGGACAAGCCUUGGAAGCUCUAGGCCAGGCUCAGCCUGUCUGCUGUAUACUACUGGACCAAAGAUACUUUUCAGGUUUAGGAAACAUCAUUAAGAAUGAAGCCUUGUACAGAGCAGGGAUCCAUCCCCUUUCUCUUGGUUCUCUCUUAAGUCCUUCGAAGCUUGAGUCCCUUGUGGAUCAUGUGGUGGAGUUCAGUACCAACUGGCUUCAGGGCAAGUUCCAGGGCAAACGGCAGCACACGCAGAUCUACCAGAAGGAGCAGUGCCCUGUUGGGCACCAGAUCAUGAAGGACACAUUUGGGCCUCCAGGUGGAUUCCAGAGGCUCACCUGGUGGUGCCCACAGUGCCAGCCCAGGCUGCCUCCGAAGGAGCCGCAGCAGCUCCAGCUCUAA